AAGCUACACUCUUUGUGUAGCUAACAAGCUAACCUUAUUAAACAUUGUAAGCAGUGUCAUUAGCAUGUAUAGCAUUCAGAUAAUCGUUGGUAUUAAAAUAUUAGCAUUACCUAGCAUUUAUGUGAGCAUCCUUGCAGUUGCAGUGAGUUAGUUGCUAGCUAGUGGUUGUACUAGCUGAUUUUGCUUAGUAGUAUUAGUAGUAUUAUUAGUAAUGACCAAGUAGUACUGCUGCAGUUUUGCAGUCCUUCCUAAUGUUAUUUAAACACCAUUUAUCACCGUGGUUAUUUGUGUAAACAGCAUCCUAGUAACGUUAGCUAGGGCCCCCGCUAAACCACUCCCCUCCACACCAGCAAGGGGUGCUACACAUUUUUUUAAGAAAAACAAAACCAUCAUCUCCUCUCCGUCACUUUCGUGCGACUGCUUCUGCUUUGUUUGUUCCGCACACGGCAGCAGCAGCAGCAGCCGACUGCACACACCAGGGAUGUAUAAAGAGAACUGGAUAGAGCUCUGUUCAUUCCUAUGAGAGUUGAAUUUGGUGCAUGAAGCCCAAAAUGGAGCUACUGUAGAUUAAGAAAGUACCCGGAUCAUCCGGGGCCUUUUGCUUACAGAGCGUGCUCACGUGAGUUUCCCUACCUCCCCACCUCCGUCGUCGGGUCAGUCAAAUAAAAUAAAGUCAAAUCAGUCAAAUAAAAGGACAACGAAAAAGAACUGGAUUGAACUUGUAGCGCAUUUUACAACUUUUACCCCCUAAUGAUUUAAAUAAGGGCUAUACAAUUGUUCGUACUGUGUAUUUUAUUUAGAUUAAACAAAUAUCCGGUGAUUUACAGACGUCUCUUUGGGACAAAAUUACGUCACUGAAGGUGUAGUACCACUGGUUGGCCACUACGGCCAUUCCAAAAAUCGGCUUCAACGACCGGCGCACUUCCUAUGGCUCGCUGCACACACCCACUUUGUAUACCGAUACUUUCAACCAUGUACAAACCAUCUGGCGAGUUGUUAUCCUCAGCCACUCGGUCUAUCAUGGCCAAGCCGAGUGAUCUAAAGAUGUUCCUGGAGUCUUCUCUGAAUGAGAUCUUCAAAGCCACAGUGAGCGACAUCCUGGAUUCAGUGGACAGGACCCUGUCCGAGUACCAGGGCACAAUACACAGGAUCGAGUCCGAAAACGAGGGCCUGAAGAGGCUGCUGUUAGCACAGAGGAGCACCGAGUCUGCUGCUAGAGAUCCUCGUGAACAAGAUGCCACUGAAAGGUUUUCCUCUUCAGAAUGGAACGAUUAUCCCUUCGGCUCGACGCAGGGCACGUUCCAGAUGUCCAUAUGCAGCAGUGACAAGAAGAGCUUCAGGAGGAAGCAGAAAGACAAGACGAGGGAGAACACAUCCUCUUCCUCCUUUUUACUGCAGCCUGAUCAUAUGGAAGAAACUCAAUGUGUGAGCACAGCCGAUGUAAGCAUUAUCACACACAACGUGUUAUCUGUUAAAACAGAGCCUGGCCUGGAUGAAAGUGGUGCUAUUGACCUCUCCCAGCCUUCACCCCUGCUCAAUCUAACAAUAAAAACCGAGAGCACGGAAGUCAAUAUUAGCAGUCAUGAUGCAUAUGCGCCUAUGCCGCCAUCUACAGGCCUCGAACAAGACUCCAGAGGAAGUGACAGUGAAGUUAAAGUCACCAUUGUUUCUGACACCUACAUGCAGGAUGGACAAUUAAUAAAGACUGAGGAGGAGCAGAAUGGGGUGUCACAGUAUGAUGGUGACGAUGACAAUUUACUUUUGAAGCAGGCGUUGAGGUAUAACCCUGAAUCAGAAAUAGACCCUGAGGCGGCGAGUACACAGGUUGUGGAGCCAGACGUAGAGUCACAUGAGGAAAACGCUGCAGUUCCUGAACUUUUAGAGGUUCCUGAUAACUUCUUACGCUGUCCUACUUGUCCCAAAACAUUUAGUCGAGCCUCCUCUCUCAACAUCCACAUCAAGACACACAGCGCUGAGAAAUCUCACAGCUGCAGCUACUGCGGCAAGCGCUUUGGGCGUGCUGAUCUCCUCAAGUCCCACAAGCGUACCCACACAGGAGAGAGACCCUACUGCUGCAACAUCUGCAGCAAGACGUACGCCCACCCCAGUCAGCUCAGGAUACACAAACGUGUGCACACCGGAGAGAAACCCUACUCGUGCUCGCACUGCGGGAAGUGCUUCAACGAGCACAACCAGCUCAAAGUCCACCUGCGGACUCACACCGGGGAGAGACCUUACAGCUGCCAGGAGUGCGGCAAGACGUUCAGCAAUGCAGGUAACCUUCGAAUACACGAGAGGAUUCACACCGGGGAGAAGCCGUACUGCUGCGCUCAAUGUGGGAAACGCUUCAAUGGCUUAGGGGACCUUAAAACCCACUACAGGAUCCACACUGGAGAGAGGCCCUACAGCUGCGAGCUCUGCAAGAAGACCUUCAGCCAGGCGGGCCACCUCACCAUUCACAUGCGCAUGCACACGGGAGAGAGGCCGUACAGCUGCAACGAGUGCGGCAAGAGGUUCACGGUGGCCAGCAGCCUCAAACUGCACCAGAGGACUCACACCGGAGAGAAGGAGUACAGCUGCUCGUUCUGCAGCAAGAGCUUCAGCAGGUCGGGACACCUGAAGAGACACGAGCUGGUGCACACCAAAGAGAAGGUGUUCCUCUGCAGCCAGUGUGGUAAGACCUACACCGACCAGUCGUCCCUCAAGAAGCACCUGAAGAUGCAUGCGACCAAGGAGCAGAAGGCUCAGAGCGAGGGAAGCACCAGUGAGACAGAAACAAACCGACCUACAGCCUCAGAGACGCUAUCAGACACUGAUAGAAGUUAGAACUAAAGGGCCAAUAGAAGAGACUAAUAUAAAAGCUCAGAAAGAUUCUCUGAUACAGAAAUACAUCUCACAGCCUACAUCAUAUGAGUAUCACUGCUUUAUCUGUUUAUAGAUGAUUUAGUUUUCAACUUCUACCUAAACUGGACCUCCUGGAUUGUAUUUUGUCUAUCUGGUACCUUAAACAACGCACUGCAGGAGAGCUGACAUUUUGCAGGGCAGUUGAUGUGUGCUCUGGUUCAAAGCACCAGAAAAACGUUUAAAGGUCCCAUGUCAUGCUUCUCUGGUUAUUACCCGUCCCCUUGUGUGUUAUGUAGCUUUGUAUGCAUGUAAACGGUCUGCAGAGUCACAAACCCUCAAAGUACACCCUGUAGCGAGUAAAACUCGCAGAAAAGACCUGUCUAUGCUGCCCAGAACGCCUCGUUGGACAUUUCUCUUUUUCCAUUUUUUUCCUCCUGAGUAAAGUGACGUAACGGCUCCUCACACACACUCAGCCUUAUCUUUUCUCAGCUGCGGCUCCGCGGAUCUCCGCACACGUGUAUUAGGGCUGCUCAAUUAUGGCAAAAAUCAUAAUCUCGAUUAUUUGGGUCAAUAAUUGAUAUCACGAUCAUUAAAAACGAUUAUCCAUUUACUUUGAAAACAUCCAUUUAUUGAAAAACAAAUGUGAACAGUAUGUUUUUAACAGUUGAUUACCCUGAACUUUAAGUAUAAUUCAACUGAAAAACCAAUAAAAAUGUAAUAAAUAAAAAUAAUCGUUUUAUUUAGAUGAUGUUGUUUUCAUAAUCGUUUCAAGCCAAAAUCGUAAUUGCGAUUAAAAUACGAUUAAUUGAGCAGCCCUAACGUGUGUGUGCUCAGGCUGAGCUCCGCGGUGUCUCGCUGUCUCGCAGUCCCCCCGCAGCAACCAGGAAACUCCACCAGUAACCCAAAUGUGAUUUUGGAACAUUGAACAAUGUAAAUCGAUUCUAGUAGACCUCAACAAUGGAAUUAUGAUCAGUAGAAAUGGCCAUGACAUGGGACCUUUUAAGUGGAUCUCAAGGUUGAGAUCCUAUAUGUCUAACUGCUGUUCCCGAGAUCACAGUUUUACGCUAGAAAUUGUACAUGUUUUUUGUGGUACGGUGCAAUUCACUGUUGUCUAAUAUUUGCUGUGGUUUAUUAGCUCCAAGUAUUUAGCAAUAAGUUAUGAUUUAUUUAUUAUUUUCUUUUGACUCGUUAAAUCUAAUGUCGUCUUGUGAGACAGAUAAUGGGACCCUUACAGAGCUGUUCUUUUAAACGUGUGUAUGGUACCAAAUGUUGGUAAUAUAAUGCUUAAAAAGAAAAGUUGUUGAAUGCCUGUCAGAUUAGCAGGAUGCCUUUUCGACCUCCCUGCUGAAGCAACACACUGUUUUUUUCUGUGGUGCUUAUGUUUGACCUUGAAAAUAGAAUAUCCCCACAGGGGUCAGUUAACAAUAACGAUAUAAUUGUUUGAGAAUUACACCAUUUAAGAUGCUUCUACGCACAUGUCAACACUUUGUAUAGUAGCCAGAGUGUUAGAAAUGUGUGCCGCACCAGUGACUUAUGAUAAAGAUUAUAAAUAUAUUGCUGUAUAUUUAGCUUUAACUAUACAUCCAGCAGUCUGUUCCAUUGAACUGACACGAAUGUAUUUGUGUAAUAACGGGACUAAAAUAGUGUUGCUGCAAAUAAUCAAUAUCUAUUGACCAACUUUCACUAUUGAAGAAUCAAUCAUUGUUUUUUCAGCCAUGUUGAUCUAAAACGAUGUUGAGCUUUUAGAGGUUUUGUUUUCACUGUGCGAACAGGAAGCUGACGCACACAAGAGGAAAACGUCAUGUUUAUGAUGAUAGGGCUUCUGUUUGUUUGGAAAUGUGUUGAUAUACCUCCACUGCGGCGUAUAUGAACUAGUAAACACUAUUAAACUGAGUGUUUUCCUCUAGGACUUUAUUGUAACCUACAUGUGUGUUUUGUGUCUAAAUUAAAAAGAAAGUUAACCAAAA
Gymnodraco acuticeps is the source of this 4811-nucleotide messenger RNA. RefSeq names its product zinc finger protein 436. Gene Ontology annotation, molecular function: DNA-binding transcription factor activity; RNA polymerase II cis-regulatory region sequence-specific DNA binding. The record is from RefSeq and is a predicted model, not a curated record. The transcript is spliced from 2 exons. NCBI's taxonomy places the organism in Eukaryota, Metazoa, Chordata, Actinopteri, Perciformes, Bathydraconidae. The coding region runs from base 928 to 2826 and encodes 632 amino acids. Gene Ontology annotation, biological process: regulation of transcription by RNA polymerase II.